GUUAUCUGAUCUGUUUAUUUAUUUUGUGUUGUUUACACGGCUACUUUUAUUUUUGUGCAAUUGGCCAAUCUGUUAUCAAUUUUUUUUUGCUCACGGAUUUCCUCGAAUGCGUAAUGAUAACUACGUUUAUCUGUUUGGUUUCAUAAUAUAAUAUUAUUGUCGUACAAUAUUGUUAGUCCGACAAAAAUGACGAAUUUGUUUGUUUCAGCAGUAUUUACUUUGUAGUGCUAUAAUAUGAUAUUCACUAAGUGAUGUGUUUUACUUGUAAUCCGUCAACAAAGUAACCCAUGCAUACGUCUGGAUUGUAAAUGAACAAUUAUCUUGCUUAAUUUCUACACUAAAAAUCGUAAUUUACAUAUGAUUGAUCUGUAUUGAAAUGUAGCAAAAGAACAAACCGCUUAAAAGUAAUACAAUGGCAGUUCCAAACACAGAAACCAAUCGUUUAUCGAUUACCAAAUCGGAAAACAGCACUACAAUGGACAAUGAUCACUUCUGCAAAUUGAUUCUUUACUUGGAAAUACCUUCCGUCAAUAUAAGAAUAUGGGACGUUGCUAUUCUCGUUCCAAAUUUGAUUUUUAUGGUGUACCUAGUAACAAAGUUAAGUCGCGCUAGAUUAAAACUUCGAGCGGCAAAUAGUCCAAUUUUCUUAACGUUUUACUGUUUGGUGUUGUUCAAUGUAUUUAUGAGUAUAUUAAGAUGUCUAAUUUCAAUGACACUCAAUUACAGUAAUUUGGCUGCCGAUUCCAUUAAUAUAACACUUUGGGUGGUAGUCAAAUGUUUUUUUUUGGCCACUGAAAUGAGCGUAAUAGUCUUUGCUUUGGCUUUUGGUCAUAUGGAAAGUAGAAGCAGUAUAAGAUAUGUAUUGAUUACAACAUCAUUAAUAUCAUUAGUGUAUUCAGCUAGUCAAGGAGCCCUGGAAAUUCUGAUGCCAGACUCCGUUUUUAGAAUUACCUCAAAGGACUUAAAUUUAUUUGGCCACGGAGGUGUUCUAUUUUGGUUGAUUAGCUCUGUAGUGUUUACUAUGCUUUACUUGCUCAUUUUGGUAUUGCCUUUUACUAGACUUCGAGAGAAACUGCCCUUACCAGUAAACCGGUCAUUCUAUGUAUACGUCUUGAUGUUAGCAAUGUUAAAUGGUAUCGGCUCAAUUGGUUGUGCAUUUCUACUAAUAAAAAUCACAGAAGGACUUUGUAUAGUAGACGUCACAACAUUCUUAUAUUUUACUUUAUUCACACCUCUAGUCUACGUAACAUUCUUGAGUACAUUUUUUAAUGUCUCUCAAUCAAGUAUCAUGUUUUCUUAUAAAGCACAAAACGAUGAUCGCAUUGAAGACGAUACAGUGUCAUUACCUCAUCAACCAUCCUUUUCGUCUUUAAAAACCGACUCCGAUUAUAUUUAUCAGACGGAUCACAUCUACAACAAUACCAGAUUUUCUGUUAGCGACAGACAAAUAGCUAAUCCUUUGUACAACGCUUCUUUACAAAGUCCGGAUAGUAUUACUGGCUAUAGUAUGGAUGAACAGACUAUAACCUCCGAUGAACAAAAAAACUAAAACAUGUUUAAUGUAGUAUGUAAGAACUUAUUUCCGGUGUUCCUGUGUUUACUUUUUAAUAAGUUGUUUUUAAUUUUUUGGAUAUGUUUUUGAACUAUACAUUUACUUUAUAUAUUUAAUCAUAUAUGUAAAAAACACUAAUAAUAAGAUAGUUGUACUAAGUGUACGUAGUCAUAUUUUAAACUUUAUACUAGUGAAAUUACCAUCACCUAUAUUUAUUUUAUACCUAUUCAUAAAUAUUUACUAUAAUAUUUUACUUUAUUUUUUAUAAACUUUACUUAAUCUUCCUAUUGCUUUUUUUUAAUAUAUUGUAUUAUCUAGGUUGACCAUUACCUUUAGAACACAAAUUGUUUGGUUUUGUUUUUAUUGUAUUUUUAUAUUAAUAUUUAUUGUAUGUAUGUAAUUUCUUUUGUUAUAAGUCUUGGAACAUUUAUUGUAUUGUGUAUAGUUUUUGUUUGUUAUUUAUUAUAAUUGGCACAACAAAUUAUUAUUAUAAGUGUAAAGUAGAGGAAAUACUAGAUGAA
This is a messenger RNA of Adelges cooleyi (spruce gall adelgid), 2073 nucleotides long. Its product is annotated as transmembrane protein adipocyte-associated 1 homolog. Gene Ontology annotation, biological process: G protein-coupled receptor signaling pathway. The transcript is spliced from 9 exons. Gene Ontology annotation, cellular component: plasma membrane. The record is from RefSeq and is a predicted model, not a curated record. Bases 413 to 1549 code for a protein of 378 amino acids. Lineage: Eukaryota; Metazoa; Arthropoda; Insecta; Hemiptera; Adelgidae. Gene Ontology annotation, molecular function: G protein-coupled receptor activity.